Molecule: messenger RNA, 765 nt
Organism: Eremothecium cymbalariae DBVPG#7215
Lineage: Eukaryota; Fungi; Ascomycota; Saccharomycetes; Saccharomycetales; Saccharomycetaceae
Gene: USE1
Product: SNAP receptor USE1
Exons: 1
Coding region: 1-765 (254 amino acids)
Biological process (GO): retrograde vesicle-mediated transport, Golgi to endoplasmic reticulum
Cellular component (GO): SNARE complex; endoplasmic reticulum
Molecular function (GO): SNAP receptor activity
Source: RefSeq, a predicted model, not a curated record
AUGGGAGUCAACACGGCUGUAUUAAGGGAAACAUUGUCCAAACAAUUGGAUAUUCCAGCUGCUGGGGAUGACACGUUCCUUGAGUAUGUGAUUUCAUCGAAGCUUGCUGCUAAUUUAGACCGCAUCAGAGAGGAAGCAGUAAGGCAGCAGUUAGAGGAUAAUGAUAGUGAUUCAUUGCCUCUAUACAACGAGCAACUGAGUGAUCUAGAAAUGCACAAUUUGUACAAGUUAAACAAGUGUAGAGAAACAUUACUGGAAGAGUAUAAAGAGUACGUAAAGUCCAGCAAAGCUAGACGUUAUAGUGUUGACUUUGACACUUCAUUGGGAGAGGAAAAUGUAUCUACAGUGGUAGAAGCCAUAGAUUUUCCUAAAGUAGAGGAUGACUCGUUGCAGCAGUUGAGAAAGCGUUUACUAGGUCAGAAGAAGGAAAAGGUUGAUGAAGAUAAACCGGAUACGGUAGAUAAACAGAUACAGGUUGAGGAUGACCUUCAGCAGGAACUAGUGUCUGAUAUGGCCCAACUAGUAGCAAGUUUACGGCAAGGUGCGGUUGCAUUCCACAAUGCUCUAGAAGAGGACUCAACAGUGUUGAAGGCAACUGAAAUUGGUUUACAAGUUACAUCUAAAAGUUUGUCCACUCUAGGAACUAAGCUUAAAAAAUAUCAUAAGUCCAAAGUUGGGUUCUUCUUUUACAUAAGUUGCGUGCUUUUUAUCAUGCUAAGUUUACUGGUGACAUACUUCAUAAUUAAGAUAUUCCCAAAAAUGUGA